UUAGAAAUAUAUUAAAUAAUUAUUUAGUAUAUAUAUAUAUAUAUAAAUUUUAAAAACAUAUAUUACCAUUUAUAUAAGAUAAAUAUUUUUUUUUGCAAACCAAAAAUGAAUACCCGCGCGGGUGCGCGGGUCAAGCUCUAGUUUGAAUUAUAAAAACAUUAAAUAAAUUUUGAAACAUAUAAAAGAUGGAUUAAACCAUUUAGAAAUCAUCAAAAGUUAAUGCAAAAUGGAUAUUUAGAAAUUUUAAAUUUAAAUAGAAGAUAAAAUGAAAUAUUAUUUUAUUAACCUAGGAAACAUAUGAAAAGAUGUAUGCUAAUCCCCAAACGUAGUGUAGUCCAUCAAUAUAUUUUUUUUCGAGUAUUCAAAUGAGCCAAAAAUAACAAUAUCCAUAAAUUGUUUUGUAAAAAAUAUAAAAUAAUUUUAAAUCAAUGUAAUAUAACUUAUAUCACAUAACAUUUGCAACUUUAUUUUCUUAACAGUAAAUUACUGAAAAAUCACAAUUGUUUUUUUUGUACCAAUUAUUGGAAGAAUAACUUUAACUUUGUUAAUUACUAACGAUAAAAUAAAUUAAUAUAAAAUUUAAAGUAUAAUAUACUAAUUAUGUCAAACAAGUCACAAAACAAUCUUUUUAAAGUUUCAUGAUAUAAAAUCUCAAAUUAUAAAUGAUAUAUUUAAUAAUUGUUUUAAAGUUUCAUGAUAUAAAAUCUCAAAUUAUAAAUGAUAUAUUUAAUAACUUUUUAUAUUAACUAAUUAUACACAGUUAUAAGAAAUACAACUAUACAAGCAUCUGUGCAGAUAAAACUAUUAUAUUUUUAAAAAGUACUUACAAAGUAGCAUAUUGGACAUUGAUACUCGUUCCAAAAUACAUGAUUUAACAUUGAAAAUUAUCAGAUACUAUUGAUGUAUUAGUUAAAGAUAUUAGCUGAUACAUAAAUGAAAAUAUUGACCUUUCACAAAAGAAAGGAAAAAAAUCAUUAAGCAAUAAAAUUUAUAAGGUGAUUGGUAAUGGCUGUGAGUGCUUUACACAUUCACAUUUGUCUUUACGUCAAUAAAAUCAAAACAAUCAAACUUUAUUAAGAAAGUCUAAAGCAACAGUCCAAUUUUUUUUUUGAAAAAAAUAUAAUGAUUCAAGAAAUCAAUUUUUCUAAUCUAUAUGUUUAGUGCUUUUAAAUCUUUGAAAUAAUUCUAUAACAAUAAAAUCUAAAGCUAAAUUUAUAAAAUUUACAGCAUAAAUUUGAAAGCAAAAAAUCCAAAGCUACAUCAGCUACUAAUUAACCCCACAAUUGUAAAACAUAUUGUUUUAAAAGUGAAAGAAAUAACAUAUUAUUCAUGGUUAGAAAACUCUUAUUUUCUACCAGUUAUAAAUAAUCUUUGUAAGCACAUCAUUUAGUGAAACACAGAGAGAGUACUAUAAAGAAGAGAGAGAAGUUGAAAGUCACCGUCUUUUCACCUUCUCCGGUCGAUGGCUCCGGCCGUUGGUACUGUGAGAGGGUGGAUCCCCUUUUUCCUUUUUGUUUCAGUCUUGUUUACGGUUUGCUUAUUAAUCUAAAGGGUUUCAGAUCUGGUCGGAAGCUUCAUUCAUUCGUGUUGAAGCGGAGAGUCUCAAAUCGGAAUCCAUGGACCUCGAUCUCUUCAGAUCUACGGUUUGUGGUGAUGGAUUUAUAAUUACCGGCUGGUUUGAGUAAGAGUAUGCUUCGAGUAAGGCUUGGUUGGCUCCGCUAUGGUGUUGAGACGCGUAGACGGCGCGUGGUGAGCUUCUACAGAGGUCAAUGGCGAGUUUAAGUUGGAUCUGAAGGGAGGCGGUGGGGCAGAAGCGCUUAUGAGACAUAUUCUACAGCAACGGUUAUCCAUAAACUAUCGAUCCGGUUUGUUCUUUCUAUGGCGGAGUUUGAUUCUUAUCUAGAUUGGUUGUGUUUUGGCUUCUUAUGUUAUUAGCUAUGUUCUUGUAGUCCGUGUAUGGUAGUUUGAUUUUGUCUCCGGGAUUGUAUUUGUGCAGUUGCCGGCUUAUGGCUCGGGUUGUGUCUCUUAACUGCCCGCUCUAGAUUAUGGUGUCGUUUCAUUACGACAGCCUUUGUAACUUGCCUUUUGGCUUAACCAGUUUCGAAUCAAUAUAACAACAGAUGACCAAAAAAAAAAAAAGCACAUCAUUUAGUCAUUCAAAAAGAAAAGAGACUAACUACUACCACAACAAAAAUGGAGAAAUCAGCUUUGAUAUUCAUUGGUAUUCUGCUUUUUUCAACAUGUACACCAAUUCUGGCACGACCUGGAUAUCAACCUUGCAAGAAGAACUCUGAUUGUGCUAGACUCAAAUGCCCAUCACCACUAGGACACCCCACGUGUGUGAAGGGUGGUUGUGAAUGCCCUUUUGAAGAACAUGCGGCAUUACCAGAUGAUACCAACUGUGGUGUGGCUGCUUGCUUUGACUAUUGCAAGGCAAGAGGAGAAGUUGCUUCUGCUUGUCUUUUGAACCAUUGUUUUUGUCGCAAACCUCCUAUGUAGAUUUUACAAAGAACUUACAUUCUAUUAACAAAAAACAUAGUUCCUUAAACAAUACAUUCUAUCAAUUUAUUUCAUACAAAAUUUCAAGUUUUAAACAAAAUAGAUUUACACUUAAACCAAAAUUAUUUUCUGCCAUGAAUAAAAAAUAAAACAUAUUUAUUUAUACAAAUAUCAUUAUAAUUAAGUAGAUAUUUUAAAUUGUUUUAAGUUUUUAAUAAUAUUUUGGAUCAAAUAAAUCUAAACUCUAGGAGCAACCGAUCGUGACCUCAAGGAGUUUGUUUCCUUCUCGGGCGACAUUCUCUACCUCGAGACCGAGAGGUUUGCGCUUUGCUUUACUCGAAAGUUUAGAUUUAAAGAAAAAACGCUUUUAUUACCACGUUUGUACAGCGAGGCAGAACGGUCCAAAUUGGCAUAUGUCACUUUCAAGGAUCUACAAGGAGCUGAAACUGCGGUUCUUCUCUCGGUGUGUACAGUGCCUCUAUCACUUCCUCUUAUGUUUUCCAGCGACUGAGUGUUUAUGAGUCUUAUCACUUCGGGGAGCAACGAUUGUUGAUCUCCUGAGGCUUUAGCUUCCUUGGUAAUAACCUCACUUUUCUCUUUACAUCUUCACUAGCAAUCUCUAAACCCAAGGAUAGCAGCAAGUCUCCCCGUGCAGGUGAUUCCGUGUUUCGAAAAGCCGAAGAUGUUGUCAUCAGCAUGCUCGCAAAGGGCUUCAUCCUAGGAAAAGACGCAAUCGCCAAAGCCAAGAGCGUUGACGAGAAACACCAGCUUACAUCCACUGCAUCAGCCAGAGUCGCAUCUCUCGACAGGAAAUUCGGUUUCACCGACAAGAUCAACACCGGAACAGUCGUGGUGGAUGAUAAAGUCAGGUAAAUUGAUCACAAGUACCAAGUGUCGGAGAAGACCAAAUCAGCGAUCGCUGCAGCUGAGCAGACGGCUAUAAUGAAGAACCAGUAUGUUCUCACGGGUGCCACGUGGGUCACUGGGGCUUUCAGCAAAGUGGCUAAAGCUGCAGAAGAAGUUGGACAGAAGGCGUAGGAGAAAGUUGGUAUGGUUGAGGAAGAAGACAAGAGGAAAGUGGUUGAUGAGCUGCUAGAGUUCACUUGUCUGAAUCACCAAAGGCGCCAUCAUCUAAGGAAGAAGAAGUACAUGAACCAAAACUCUCUGACUCUCCUGAACCAAAAGAAUCUGAACAUCACGAGCCCCAGCAGCAGCAGCAGAGUCCUCCACCUGUGGGCCUGGCUCAACCUUGAGAUUUGCAGGCAAGUAAAGACUAAAGACAUUUGUGAUUCUUGUUGUAAACUGUAAUACUUUGAACUAAUCUCUACUGGAUUGUUAGAAAUGAAUAUCGAACUUUUUAUUUAGUA
Molecule: messenger RNA, 3866 nt
Organism: Brassica rapa (field mustard)
Lineage: Eukaryota; Viridiplantae; Streptophyta; Magnoliopsida; Brassicales; Brassicaceae
Product: putative defensin-like protein 307
Source: RefSeq, a predicted model, not a curated record